ACAAGAAGAUGCAGAAAAAGAAGGUGAGCGAUUGUGCACCUCGCAACCUGCGAGUUCAAACUGGAGAUUGGCCCUAGGAUGAUUGCUAACAUUUCUGCUUCUAUCAGCCCGAGCAGACAUUUUUGCAGUUCCUGGACGAAUGGGAGUUUAUUAUUGCGCCAGUAAUCUUCACAUUCUUUGCAUUCUUCACUCGAAUGUACAAGAUUGGUCUAUCUCCAAUUGUGACAUGGGACGAAGCACAUUUUGGUAAAUUCGGAUCCCACUACCUGAAACGAGAGUUUUACUUUGAUGUACACCCUCCUCUUGGAAAGAUGCUGGUUGGAUUGUCAGGUUAUAUGGCAGGCUACAACGGUUCCUUUGAAUUCAAAUCUGGAGAGAAAUAUCCCGAUGAGCUCAACUACACCUUCAUGCGUGCCUUCAAUGCCUUCUUUGGAGCUGUCUGCGUACCAUUGGCCUACUACACCGCCCGCGAGAUGAACUUCAAGCGUCCAGCCGUUUGGUUUGUUACCCUGAUGGUUCUCUGCGAGAAUUCGUACACCACCAUUAGCAGGUUCAUCCUUCUCGAUUCUAUGCUCCUAUGCUUCACUUUCACAACUGUUUUGUGCUGGGCAAAGUUCCACCGGCUUCAGGACCAGCCAUUCACUGUCGAGUGGUUCACCUGGCUUAUUAUGACCGGAAUCAGCAUUGGACUCGUGGACAGUGUCAAGUGGGUCGGAUUUUUCGUCACGGCUAUGGUUGGACUUUACACAAUCGAGGAUUUGUGGAACAAAUUCGGUGAUGUCAAGAUGCCAAAGGUUGAUCUUGCUACCCAUCUUGUAGCUCGAGUGAUUGGGUUGAUCUUCAUCCCAAUUGGCAUUUACAUGCUUUCCUUCGUUCUCCACUUCGCCAUUCUCGAGAACAGUGGUCCAGGUGACGCACAGAUGAGCUCCUUGUUCCAGGCCAAUCUCAGAGGUACUGAGGUCGGAAAGGAUAGCCCUCUUGAAAUCGCAUAUGGCUCCAGAGCUACAAUCAAGAACAUGGGGUAUGGUGGUGGUCUUCUCCAUUCUCACGUUCAGACCUACCCUGAGGGAUCGACUCAACAACAAAUCACCUGCUACCACCACAAAGAUGCCAACAACGAAUGGUGGUUCUACCCAAAUCGUGCUCAGCCCGAAUAUGAUGGAGAGGCGCCACCCAAAUUCGUGGCUGACGGCGAUGUCUUGCGUUUGAUCCACUCCCAAACCGGUCGUAACCUGCACUCCCACGAGGUAGCUGCUCCCGUCACCAAGGCCGAUAGAGAAGUUUCAUGUUAUGGCAAUACCACUGUUGGUGAUGAGAAGGAUCACUGGACAAUGGAGGUCGUCCGCGAUGUUGGUCCCGGUGACAAAACCAAGAUCAGAACUUUGACUACCUCUUUCAGACUAAAGCACACCGUUCUUGGGUGCUAUCUUCGUGCUGGUAACGUCAACUUGCCACAGUGGGGUUUCAAGCAAAUUGAAGUCACUUGCGACAAGGCAAACAAUCCCAAGGAUGUUUACACGCACUGGAACGUCGAGGCACACUGGAAUGACAAACUUCCCGCUGCCGAUGCUGGAGCAUACAAAUCUCCCUUCUUCCAGGACUUCAUCCAUUUGAACGUUGCCAUGAUGACAUCGAACAAUGCCUUGGUCCCAGAUCCUGACAAGCAAGACGAUCUCGCUUCCGCAUUCUGGCAGUGGCCAAUUCUUAACGUCGGCCUCCGCAUGUGUGGUUGGGAUGACUCAAUCGUGAAGUACUUCUUGCUCGGUAACCCACUCGUAUAUUGGGGAUCAACCGCAGCACUUGGCGGACUCGCCCUGUUGGUCGCCUGGUACCUCGUUAGAUGGCAACGAGGCUACACCGAGCUCAAGCAAUGGGAUAUUGACCAGAUACACUACGCUGGUCUUUAUCCUGUCCUCGGUUGGUUCCUGCAUUACAUUCCGUUCGUCGGCAUGGGCCGUGUCACCUACGUCCAUCACUACUACCCUGCCCUUUACUUCGCCAUCCUCAAUCUUGGCUUCAUCGUGGACUGGAUGACCAGAAACCAGAUCAGAAACAUCCAAUAUAUCGUCUACGGUAUUUUGUACGCCGCUACCAUCGGCCUCUACAUCUUCUUCAUGCCAAUCUGCUGGGGAAUGGUGGGACCCAAUAAGGAGUACAGCUACAUGAAAUGGUUUGAAACCUGGAGAGUUACGGACUAAAUAACGGCGCUACGACUUUGAUCCUUCAGCAUGGAGGAGUAGAAAACAGACCACAUGGAAUGGAGGGAGACUGGGACGAUAGAACUGAAUGUUGGAUGAUUUUUUCAACAGUAAGAGAGCAACAUGCAAAGCAAGGAACAACGAUUCCCAACGACGAUUUUCUUCAGAUGUGUUAUUCAUUCAAACUUUUUCAUUUGUUCUCGGCGAUGUUGUGGGCAAAAUUCGGGUACUAGGUAUGAUGAAAUCAUGG
Cadophora gregata is the source of this 2448-nucleotide messenger RNA. RefSeq names its product Protein O-mannosyltransferase 2 (gene PMT2). Lineage: Eukaryota; Fungi; Ascomycota; Leotiomycetes; Helotiales; Ploettnerulaceae. The record is from RefSeq and is a predicted model, not a curated record. Gene Ontology annotation, cellular component: membrane; endoplasmic reticulum. Gene Ontology annotation, biological process: protein O-linked glycosylation via mannose. The coding region runs from base 195 to 2198 and encodes 667 amino acids. The transcript has 4 exons. Gene Ontology annotation, molecular function: dolichyl-phosphate-mannose-protein mannosyltransferase activity.